UGUGUUUGCGAGCAUUAGCGUUUAACAUUCAGCGGCGCUAGUGUUUUUGUAGGCAGGACAUGUUGGUUUAGUGAAUUACCUACUUUUUUUUUAAAUUAAUAACGAAUCGUAGUUUAUUAGGUACAGUACACGCAAACAUGGAGAUCGGCACAGAGAUAAGCAAGAAAAUACGGGUGAGGUCAUUUCGAUGCUAGCUAGCUAGCUAGCUAUUUGUCUUGGUAACUAUCUAGCUAGGUAGCUAACGUUAGCUAGUUAGCGGUACCACCUUGCCAUUAGCUCAAGUAACGUUAGCUAGCUAACUAACCCAUGAGAGAAUUUGUACAAAUUUACAAGUAACCGAAAAAAAAAUCCUAUUAGGCACCCAUUACUGCAACUCACAGGUUGGAAGUCUACAACAGCUGAGGUGCCGAAGAGGCAUUUUUUUCGGUUGCUUGUACAUUAUUUAUUUAGACCUUAUUUUUUUUAAAUAGCUAACUACAUACCGGCCGUAAAUUAAGAUAGCUAGUUGCUCUGCAAAACUCCACAUUUGGUGAUCAACGAACUAAUUUGGACAAUAACGCUUGCAGAACUGUAGCUUUGGGACACAACAUCGGGAGUCUGGAGAAUGGGAGUUUGAAUCGGAGCUUUCUGGCCGUAAGAUAGGUUUCAAACGCACAGAUAGGGGUUCAGCUGUGUCUGAAUUUGAGUGGUUACAUUUCUCCAGCCCAAUAUUUCAGUUUAUUACCCAAACGGGUGGGGAAUACACUUUGUUAUUGUUUUUACUGCUGAUUGCUGCUUUAACUUUUGCCCGGUAGAUGUAGCUAACAAAGUUGUCUAGCCAGAAAAGUGAAGGCGAGAGCCAUCGCAAACUGGUACCUAGUAGCUAGGUUGUUUUCUUGCCCAAGGCUAGCAAUUGACAAUGUAUUAUUAUUUUCUUGCAGGCUGCUAUCAAGGGAAAGCUUCAAGAACUCGGUGCCUAUGUCGGUAAGUGUGAAUAUUGACAUCAGCUUCUGAUCUGCUGUAAUUAAUCUGACUGUUGUUGACAAUAGAAAUAUAUAAAUACAAUGAUUCUAUUUCUAUGGAUGUCGACCUUCUACCAAGGGUUUCUAGAAUACAUUGUUCUAACUGUUCUCUCUCCCCCAGAUGAAGAGUUACCAGACUAUAUCAUGGUGAUGGUGGCCAACAAGAAGACUUCCCAGCAGAUGUCUGAUGACCUGUCCCUCUUCCUCGGCAACAAUACCAUCAAGUUUACUGUCUGGUGCGUAUGCAACCAACUAGGCCUGGUCCCAGAACUUCUAAAGUCAUUGUCUCGCUGUUUGGCAAGACUGCGCAGAUCUGGGACCAAGCUACAGCAAGUGUCUUGACUUGAGAGGAUGGUUUGGGUGUAACUUUGUAUUUUCUAUUUCAAUAAAUGUUAAACAGUUCUACGUAUGGUGUGUUGUUGUUACAGGUUACAUGGAGUCCUGGAGAAACUGAGGUCUGUGGCAGUAGGUAAGUUCAGGUUACAUGGAGUCCUGGAGAAACUGAGGUCUGUGGCAGUAGGUAAGUUCAGGUUACAUGGAGUCCUGGAGAAACUGAGGUCUGUGGCAGUAGGUAAGUUCAGGUUACAUGGAGUCCUGGAGAAAACUGAGGUCUGUGGCAGUAGGUAAGUUCAGGUUACAUGGAGUCCUGGAGAAACUGAGGUCUGUGGCAGUAGGUAAGUUCGGGUUACAUGGAGUCCCGGAGAAGCUGAGGUCAGUAGCUAAGUUCCAGUAACGACAAAGGAGUACCAGCUCCCUAGCUGAAAAAGUCAAACGAUACUGUAUUGAACAGUGACUAGUAUCACCCUGGUGGGAAUUCAAAGACCUUGAGUCGUUCGAUGCCAAAACAAACAACCCCUAAGAGAGGAUUGUAACAGCCUUAUCAAGGCUGUGGUCCUCUGUAGCUCAGCUGGUAGAGCACGGCGCUUGUAACGCCAAGGUAGUGGGUUCGAUCCCCGGGACCACCCAUACACAAAAAUGUGUGCACGCAUGACUGUAAGUCGCUUUGGAUAAAAGCGUCUGCUAAAUGGCAUAUUAUUAUUAUUAUUUAUUAUCAAGGCUAGGAACGUUACAAUAGCAUAGCAUAAAGUAGUAUGUUGUAGAGCUAGCUUUGACAGUAUUAUAUAUAUCUCUACCCCUUGUAUAGCUAAAUUGACAAUCUCUCUGUGUGUAUCAAGAACCGGCGUCCCUGAGGCCUCAGCUGUACUCCGACACUGGCACCUCGGCAGGGAAGAGCGAAUGGAAGGGGGAGGAGUCAAAGGGCCUUGCAGUGUCCAGCUCACGCUCUGAUAGGACAGAGGCCCGCGUGUCAAGCUCCGCCCAUGAGCACAGGUAAGUGUUGAUUUUGAAACAUUGAUUUUGCUAUGUAUUGAAAAGAAAGAAGGAGGACCCUUUUAAUGCCGUUCACUGAAAUCAUCAUGGUUCAGGUUGGCUUGGAUCAUGUGAAAGACCCCUAAUACUAACCCAUGAUUUUAUUCGGAAGAUGCUCCUCAGACGAGACCUCUUAAGUCCUACAUGUUGAUCAAUUAAUUGACGUGAGGCUUAAGCAUUUUAUCAGAACCAAAUAGGGUGAAACAGCCCAGAUCUGACUCACACACUAACGUCACUGUCAUUCUGUCCAGAAGGGUCUCCUCAGACAAGACCUCCUCGUCCCGCCUCACCUCCAUGGUCAAGCCCCUGAUGGACCCUCCCUCCUCUGAGGCCGUCAUUGACAUCAAGCCCGAGCUAGACGAUGACCUCAUGGGCGAGGACCCCGUGGACAUGGGCGUCCUCCCGGGUCGCCUGCGUGGAUCCACCUCCGGAGGAGGGCGGGCAUCUGCUCAGAUCUACCGGCCGCCCCAGGGCAGGUCCUCCUCGGGGACAGGCAGGUCGACGGACGCCUAUAGGCCCUCAGAGGGGUCCUCUGGGUCUCACAGCAGGCAGCAGCACGGAAGCUAUCACCUGGACAGUAGGAGCAGCAGAGACAGCAGGACAUACAGAGAUGGAGGGGGAAGCAGGGUACAGAUUGUUUACGUAUUACCUUAAAUCAAGGGCCUUGCUCCAAUAUUUCAGAGAUGCAUCCUUCCUCAUUUUCUUUACAUAAUCAGAUAUCUAGAAGUGAUUUUAGAUUGGUGAAAGCAAAGUCACCACCCGUAUUACUUUCACUAUUCCAACCAAUGAGAUCUCUGAUAACUUAAUGGAAAGAAGGAUGGAUUUCUUAAUCAUUUGAAAAGGAUAAAAACAAUUUAGCCAGUCAGUGCUGCUUUCCUGUGUCUGUCACAAAACAUCUCUGGUCGUGUUGUCUCUAGCAUCAGGAGGAGGCUUCGAGGAAGCGCAAGGCCCCGGUGGUGAGCUCUGUGGUGCGGGUUGAACCAGUCAGCAGACGGGGGUCGAGACAGUGAUGAGGAGGAGGAGGAUGACGAGGAGGAUGAAGGAUAUGGGGUCAAGAACCUGUCCAGCAGAGUGUCCCUGCCUUCCAAACCAGAACGCAAGUAAGGGAACGAACACACACAGUGCCCCCCCACACACACACACACACACACAGUGCCCCCCCCACACACACACACAGUGCCCCCCCCCUACACACACACACACACACAGUGCCCCCCCCCUACACACACACACACACACCCCACACGUGCCCCCCCCACACACACACACAGUGCCCCCCCCCCCCCCCCCCACUAUCCCUUUACCUCUGUUACGCUCUCCUUUCCACAUGUUCAUCUACUCUGUAUGUUUUGCUUCUUGUUCUGUUGGGUAUCAGCUGUUAAUUCCAGGUAGUUACAGUGAACACCUUAGGACGGUAGCAGAACUGUCAUGAACAUCCCUUCUUUCACAGAAAUUGUACACGCUGUUGGUGCCCCCAGGGUGUUGUCUGUGUGUUGACCCAUGUCUCGGUGUGUUUGUAGACCCACCCUGCCCCCGGCCAAACAGGCCAACAAGAACCUGCUGAUGAGGGCUAUGUCUGAGGCCCAGAUCUCCAUCAACAAGACUGCAGCCUACCCACCUAGUACGUUUCACACUCUCUCCACUGUUUGUCAAUCUGCCUGAAUCUGAUUUGUUAAAAAAUGACUACCUGUAAUUUGUUGUUCUGUUUAUCAUGACACCCAUAUUGACUAAACGGAAGAAAACACACUGUCAGAGGAAGGGACUAGCUGAACUUGUCCACUAAGAAAUGCCUGUUUUCAUUGCAAAAUGUUUUUGCUACGGUCUGCACUUAUGAAUACGACCCUGUUGCCUGUGUUCCCCCAGUACCACAGAGACAAACGGUUCCGGUGGCACCCAGGACCCGUUCAGCCAGUGAUGAGAUGAACGCAGCCAUCCAGCUGGUUCAGGAGCACCUCCACGGCCUGGUCCCCAGGGGGCAGACUUACACCCCCUCAGAGCCCCCCACCUCCAGGCAACUAGGUAAGAGCCUCAAUCUCUCUGAAAUAGCCGAAUCCACUGCAGGGGUGUCCACAAACCUUUGUGUAUAUAUAGUGUAGGUAAGAGCCCCAGCACCCCAGGCAGCUAGGUAGGAUCCCCAGGCAGCUAGGUAGGAUCCCCAGGCAGCUAGGUAGGAGCCCCAGGCAGCUAGGUAGGAGCCCCAGGCAGCUAGGUAGGAGCCCCAGGCAGCUAGGUAGGAGCCCCAGGCAGCUAGGUAGGAGUCCCAGGCAGCUAGGUACAUCACACUCCAAGGCCCAAUCCCAAACCAAUCCCUAUGUACUUGUGGAGAUCAGAGAGGAUUUGAUUGGUAGAAGCAAUAUUGUGAAACUUCCACCUAGCCUAUCAGAGGGCGAGGUCUCCGGAGCUAUUAGCAUAUUGAGUUACACCUGUCAAAUCCACUCAGCUCUCCGUCUAGGGCGUAGGGACGAAUUGGAAUUGGGCCCAUGGCUUCCCAUCUCAUUACAGAAGGAGCAUGGUUGUUGAUCCACUCAGCUCUCCGUCUAGGGCGUAGGGACGAAUUGGAAUUGGGCCCAUGGCUUCCCAUCUCAUUACAGAAGGAGCAUGGUUGUUGAUCCACUCAGCUCUCCGUCUAGGGCGUAGGGACGAAUUGGAAUUGGGCCCAUGGCUUCCCAUCUCAUUACAGAAGGAGCAUGGUUGUUGAUCCACUCAGCUCUCCGUCUAGGGCGUAGGGACGAAUUGGAAUUGGGCCCAUGGCUUCCCAUCUCAUUACAGAAGGAGCAUGGUUGUUGAUCCACUCAGCUCUCCGUCUAGGGCGUAGGGACUAAUUGGAAUUGGGCCCAUGGCUUCCCAUCUCAUUACAGAAGGAGCAUGGUUGUUGAUCCACUCAGCUCUCCGUCUAGGGCGUAGGGACGAAUUGGAAUUGGGCCCAUGGCUUCCCAUCUCAUUACAGAAGGAGCAUGGUUGUUGAUCCACUCAGCUCUCCGUCUAGGGCGUAGGGACGAAUUGGAGUUGGGCCCAUGGCUUCCCAUCUCAUUACAGAAGGAGCAUGGUUGUUGAUCCACUCAGCUCUCCGUCUAGGGCGUAGGGACGAAUUGGAAUUGGGCCCAUGGCUUCCCAUCUCAUUACAGAAGGAGCAUGGUUGUUGAUCCACUCAGCUCUCCGUCUAGGGCGUAGGGACGAAUUGGAAUUGGGCCCAUGGCUUCCCAUCUCAUUACAGAAGGAGCAUGGUUGUUGAUCCACUCAGCUCUCCGUCUAGGGCGUAGGGACGAAUUGGAAUUGGGCCCAUGGCUUCCCAUCUCAUUACAGAAGGAGCAUGGUUGUUGAUCCACUCAGCUCUCCGUCUAGGGCGUAGGGACGAAUUGGAAUUGGGCCCAUGGCUUCCCAUCUCAUUACAGAAGGAGCAUGGUUGUUGAUCCACUCAGCUCUCCGUCUAGGGCGUAGGGACGAAUUGGAUUUGGGCCCAUGGCUUCCCAUCUCAUUACAGAAGGAGCAUGGUUGUUGAUCCACUCAGCUCUCCGUCUAGGGCGUAGGGACGAAUUGGAAUUGGGCCCAUGGCUUCCCAUCUCAUUACAGAAGGAGCAUGGUUGUUGAUCCACUCAGCUCUCCGUCUAGGGCGUAGGGACGAAUUGGAGUUGGGCCCAUGGCUUCCCAUCUCAUUACAGAAGGAGCAUGGUUGUUGAUCCACUCAGCUCUCCGUCUAGGGCGUAGGGACGAAUUGGAAUUGGGCCCAUGGCUUCCCAUCUCAUUACAGAAGGAGCAUGGUUGUUGAUCCACUCAGCUCUCCGUCUAGGGCGUAGGGACGAAUUGGAAUCGGGCCCAUGGCUUCCCAUCUCAUUACAGAAGGAGCAUGGUUGUUGAUCCACUCAGCUCUCCGUCUAGGGCGUAGGGACGAAUUGGAAUUGGGCCCAUGGCUUCCCAUCUCAUUACAGAAGGAGCAUGGUUGUUGAUCCACUCAGCUCUCCGUCUAGGGCGUAGGGACGAAUUGGAGUUGGGCCCAUGGCUUCCCAUCUCAUUACAGAAGGAGCAUGGUUGUUGAUCCACUCAGCUCUCCGUCUAGGGCGUAGGGACGAAUUGGAGUUGGGCCCAUGGCUUCCCAUCUCAUUACAGAAGGAGCAUGGUUGUUGAUCCACUCAGCUCUCCGUCUAGGGCGUAGGGACGAAUUGGAAUUGGGCCCAUGGCUUCCCAUCUCAUUACAGAAGGAGCAUGGUUGUUGAUCCACUCAGCUCUCCGUCUAGGGCGUAGGGACGAAUUGGAAUUGGGCCCAUGGCUUCCCAUCUCAUUACAGAAGGAGCAUGGUUGUUGAUCCACUCAGCUCUCCGUCUAGGGCGUAGGGACGAAUUGGAAUUGGGCCCAUGGCUUCCCAUCUCAUUACAGAAGGAGCAUGGUUGUUGAUCCACUCAGCUCUCCGUCUAGGGCGUAGGGACGAAUUGGAAUUGGGCCCAUGGCUUCCCAUCUCAUUACAGAAGGAGCAUGGUUGUUGAUCCACUCAGCUCUCCGUCUAGGGCGUAGGGACGAAUUGGAAUUGGGCCCAUGGCUUCCCAUCUCAUUACAGAAGGAGCAUGGUUGUUGAUCCACUCAGCUCUCCGUCUAGGGCGUAGGGACGAAUUGGAGUUGGGCCCAUGGCUUCCCAUCUCAUUACAGAAGGAGCAUGGUUGUUGAUCCACUCAGCUCUCCGUCUAGGGCGUAGGGACGAAUUGGAAUUGGGCCCAUGGCUUCCCAUCUCAUUACAGAAGGAGCAUGGUUGUUGAUCCACUCAGCUCUCCGUCUAGGGCGUAGGGACGAAUUGGAAUUGGGCCCAUGGCUUCCCAUCUCAUUACAGAAGGAGCAUGGUUGUUGAUCCACUCAGCUCUCUGUCUAGGGCGUAGGGACGAAUUGGAAUUGGGCCCAUGGCUUCCCAUCUCAUUACAGAAGGAGCAUGGUUGUUGAUCCACUCAGCUCUCCGUCUAGGGCGUAGGGACGAAUUGGAAUUGGGCCCAUGGCUUCCCAUCUCAUUACAGAAGGAGCAUGGUUGUUGUUUCAAUGUCUCUUGCACUAGUACAGUGAAAUGCCUUUCUUGCAAGCUCCAAAUCCAACAAUGUAGUAAUCAAUAUUACUGCAUUGUCCUGUUUGUCCUGACUCUGACUGGACUGGUCUCAUUACCGUUGUAUGUCCUGACUCCUGCUGUACUGGUCUCAUUACCGUUGUAUGUCCUGACUCUGACUGUACUGGUCUCAUUACCGUUGUAUGUCCUGACUCUGACUGUACUGGUCUCAUUACCGUUGUAUGUCCUGACUCUGACUGUACUGGUCUCAUUACCGUUGUAUGUCCUGACUCCUGCUGCACUGGUCUCAUUACCGUUGUAUGUCCUGACUGGACUGGUCUCAUUACCGUUGUAUGUCCUGACUCCUGCUGCACUGGUCUCAUUACCGUUGUAUGUCCUGACUGUGCUGGUCUCAUUACCGUUGUAUGUCCUGACUGCACUGGUCUCAUUACCGUUGUAUGUCCUGACUGCACUGGUCUCAUUACCGUUGUAUGUCCUGGUCUCAUUACCGUUGUAUGUCCUGACUGCACUGGUCUCAUUACCGUUGUAUGUCCUGACUGUACUGGUCUCAUUACCGUUGUAUGUCCUGACUGUACUGGUCUCAUUACCGUUGUAUGUCCUGACUGCACUGGUCUCAUUACCGUUGUAUGUCCUGACUGUGCUGGUCUCAUUACCGUUGUAUGUCCUGACUGCACUGGUCUCAUUACCGUUGUAUGUCCUGACUGCACUGGUCUCAUUACCGUUGUAUGUCCUGACUCCUGCUGCACUGGUCUCAUUACCGUUGUAUGUCCUGACUCCUGCUGCACUGGUCUCAUUACCGUUGUAUGUCCUGACUCCUGCUGCACUGGUCUCAUUACCGUUGUAUGUCCUGACUGCACUGGUCUCAUUACCGUUGUAUGUCCUGACUGUGCUGGUCUCAUUACCGUUGUAUGUCCUGACUGUACUGGUCUCAUUACCGUUGUAUGUCCUGACUGUACCGGUCUCAUUACCGUUGUAUGUCCUGACUGCACUGGUCUCAUUACCGUUGUAUGUCCUGACUCCUGCUGCACUGGUCUCAUUACCGUUGUAGGUCCUGACUCUGACUACCGGUUUCUCCCUGUAGAUCAGUCCCGGUCCCUGGCCUCACGGCUGCAGUUAGCCUUGCCAGAAGAUAACAUGAGAGCACAGCACAGUGACUAUUUAGGUGAGUCUGUCAUAUCCUAACUAGAAGUCUUUAUGGAUCCACCGAGACUCCAGCGGGUUCGGAUCCAAAAUGUGAAAUAAUGUCACGCGUCUGGGUCGGCUCUGAUAUGAUCAAAUAAAAUGUUAUUGGGUCGCGUGCACGUAUUUUGCAGAUGUAAUCGCAGGUGCAGUGAAAUGCUGAUGUUUCUCUAUAGCUCCAUCAGUAGUAAUACCCAACAAAAGAAUGCACACAAAUCCCCCCAAAAAUGUAGUGAGUCUGGAAUGUACUGAACAAAAAUAUAAAUGCAACAUGUAAAGUGUUGGUCGCAUGUUUCAUGAGCUGAAAUAAAGAUCCCAGAAAUGUUCAUACGAAUGAAAAGCUUAUUUCUCUCAAAUGUUGUGCACAAACUUGUUUACGUCCCUGUUAGUGAGCAUUUCUCCUUUGCCAAGAUAAUCCAUCCACCUGACCAGGUGCGGCAUAUCAAGAAGCUGAUUAAACAGCAUGAUCAUUACGCGGGUGCACCUUGUGCUGGGGACAAUAAAAGGCCACUCUAAAAUGUUCAGUUUUGCUUAUGGUUGAGAAAUCAACAUUAAAUUCUCUGCCAACCGCUCUGGUGGAUAUUCCUGCAGUCAGCAUGCCAAUUGCGCACUCCCUCAACUUUUAGAGUGGCCUUUGAUUGUCCCCAGCAUUCGGAAAGUAUUCAGACCCCUUCACUUUUUCCACAUUUUGUUACAUUACAGCCUUAUCCUAAAAUGUAUAAAAUUGUUUCUCCCCCAUCAUCAAUCUACACACAAUACCCCAUAAUGACACAUUUACAGGGUAUUCAGACCCUUUACUUGUUUAAGCACCUUUGGCAGCGAUUACAGCCUUGAGUCUUCUUAGGUAUGACGCUACAAGCUUGGCAAACCUGUAUUUGGGGAGUUUCUCCCAUUCUGCUCUGCAGAUCCUCUCAAGCUCUGUCAGGUUGGAUGUGGAGCGUCACUGCACAGCUAUUUUCAGGUCUCUCCAGAGAUGUUCGAUCGGGUUCAAGUCCGGGAUCUGGCUGGGCCACUCAAGGACAUUCAGAGACUUGUCCCGAAGCCACUCAUGCAUUGUCUUGGCUGUGUGGUUACGGUCGUUGUCCUGUUGGAAGGUGAACCUUCGCCCCAGUCUGAGGUCCUGAGCGCUCUGGAGCAGGUUUUCAUCAAGGAUCUCUCUGUACUUUGCUCCGUUCAACUUUCCCUCGAUCCUGACUAGUCUCCCAGUCCCUGCCGCUGAAAAAUAUCCCCACAGCAUGAUGCUGCCACCACCAUGCUUCACCGUAGGGAUGGUGCCAGGUUUCCUCCAGACGUGACGCUUGGCAUUCAAGACUAAGAGUUCAAUCUUGGUUUCAUCAGACCAGAGAAUCUUGUUUCUCAUGGUCAGAGUCCUUUAGGUGCCUUUUGGCAAACUCCAAGUGGGCCAUUUUAAGAAUGAUGGAGGCCCCUGUGUUCUUGGGGACCUUCAAUGCUGCAGAAAUAUUUUGGUACCCUUCCCCAGAUCUGUGCCUCGACACAAUCCUGUCUCGGAGCUCUACGGACAAUUCCUUCAUUUACAUUUACAUUUACAUUUACGUCAUUUAGCAGACGCUCUUAUCCAGAGCGACUUCCAGGAGCAAUUAGGGUUAAGUGCCUUGCUUAAGGGCACAUCGACAGAUUUUUCACCUAGUCGGCUCGGGGAUUAGAACCAGCGACGUUUCGGUUACUGGCACAACGCUCUUACCCACUAAGCUACCUGCCGCCCCUUCGACCUCAUGGCUUGAUUUUUGCUCUCACAUGCACUGUCAACUGAGGGACCUUAUAUAGACAGCUGUGUGCCUUUCCAAAUCAUGUCCAAUCAAUUGAUUUUACCACAGGUGGACUCCAAUCAAGUUGUAAAAACAUCUCAAGGAUGAUCAAUGGAAACCGGAUGCACCUGAGCUCAAUUUAGAGUCUCAUAACAAAGGGUCUGAAUACUUAUGUAAGGUUUUUUUGUUUUUUAAUACAUUUGGAAAAAAAUCUAUCCUGUUUUCACUUUGUCAUUAUGGGGUAUUGUGUGUAGAUUAAAACAAAUAUUUAAUCCAUUAUAGAAUAAGGCUGUAACGUAACAAAAUGUGGAAAAAAGUCAAGGGGUCUGAAUACUUUCAGAAGGCAGUACCAGUCAAAAGUUUGGACACCUACUCAUUCCAGGGUUUUUCUUAAUUUUUACUAUUUUCUACAUUGUAGAAUAAUAGUGAAGACAUCAACACUAUGAAAUAACACAUGGAAUCAUGUAGUAACCAAAAAAGUGUUAAACAAAUCAAAAUAUUUUGUAUUUGAGAUUCUUCAAAUAGCCAUAAUUUGCCUUGAUGACAGCUUUGCACACUCAUGGCAUUCUCUCAACCAGCUUCACCUAGAAUGCUUUUCCCACAUAUGCUGAGCACUUGUUGGCUGCUUUUCCUUCGCUCUGCCGUCAUUGUCCUGUUGAAAAACAAAGGAUAGUCCCACUAAGCCCAAACCAGAUGGGAUGGCGUAUCGCUGCAGAAUGCUGUGGUAGCCAUGCUGGUUGAAUUCUAAUUAAAUCACAGACAGUGUCACCAACAAAGCACCGCCACACCAUAACACCACCUCCUCCAUGCUUUACGGUGGAAACUACACAUGCGGAGAUCAUCCGUUCCCCCACACCGCGUCUCACAAAGACAGCGGUUGGAACCAAAAAUCUACAUUUUGGACUGCAGACCAAAGGACAGAUUUCCACCAGUCUAAUGUCCAUUGCUCGUGUUUCUUGGCCCAAGCAGGUCUCUUCUUCUUAUUGGUGUCCUUUAGUAGAGGUUUCUUUGCACCAAUUCGACCAUGAAGGCCUGAUUCACACAGUCCCCUCUGAACAGUUGAUGUUGAGAUAUGUCUGUGACUUGAACUCUGUGAAGCAUUUAUUUGGGCUGCAAUUUCUGAGGCUGGUAACUCUAAUGAACUUAUCCUUUGCAGCAGAGGUAACUCUGGGUCUUCCAUUCCUGUGGCAGUCCUCAUGAGAGCCAGUUUCAUCAUAGCGCUUGAUGGUUUUUGCGACUGCACUUGGAGAAACUAUUGACUGACCUUCAUGUCUUAAAAGUAAUGAUGGACUGUCGUUUCUCUUUGCUUAUUUGGGCUGUUCUUGACAUAAUAUGGACUUGGUCUUUUACCAAAUAGGGCUAUCUUCUGUAUACCCCCUCUACCUUGUCACAACACAACUGAUUGGCGCAAACGCAUUAAGAAGGAAAUUAACUUUUAAGAAAGCACACCUAUUAAUUGAAAUGCAUUCCAGGUGACUACCUCAUGAAGCUGGUUGAGAAUGCCAAGAGUGUGCAAAGCUGUCAUCAAGGCAAAGGGUGGCUAUUUGAAGAAUCUCAAAUAUAAAAUAUAUUUUGAUUUGUUUAACACUUUUUUGAUUUUGAAUUUGAGGAGACUAAAUUGCUUGGAGUAACCCUGAAUUGUAAACUGUCAUGGUCAAAACAUAUUGAUACAACAGUAGCUAAGAUGGGGAGAAGUCUGUCCAUAAUAAAGCGCUGCUCUACCUUCUUAACAACACUAUCAACAAGGCAGGUCCUACAGGCCCUAGUUUUGUCGCACCUGGACUACUGUUCAGUCGUGUGGUCAGGUGCCACAAAGAGGGACUUGGGAAAAUUACAAUUGGCUCAGAACAGGGCAGCACAGCUGGCCCUUGGAUGUGCACAGAGAGUUAACAUUAAUAAUAUGCAUGUCAAUCUCUCCUGGCUCAAAGUGGAGGAGAGAUUGACUUCAUCACUACUUAUAUUUAUGGGAGGUAUUGACAUGUUGAAUGCACUGAGCUGUCUGUUUUAAACUACUGGCGCACAGCUCGGACACCCAUGCAUACCCCACAAGACAUGCCACAUUUUAGUCAUUUAGCAGACGCUCUUAUCCAGAGUGACUUACAGUUAGUGAGUGCAUACAUUUUCCAUACUGGCCCCCCGUGGGAAUCGAACCCACAACCCUGGCAUUGCAAGCGCCAUGCUCUACCAACUGAGCUACAGGGGGUCUCUUCACAGUCCCCAAGUCCAGAACAGACUAUGUGAGGCGCACAGUACUACAUAGAGCCAUGACUACAUGGAACUCUAUUCCACAUCAGGUAACUCAUGCAAGCAGUAAAAUUAGAUUUAAAAAAAACAGAUAAAAAUACACCUUAUGGAACAGAUGGGACUGUGAAGCAACAUAGACACAUACAGACACACACAUGAUAACAUACACACUAUACACACGUGUAGACAUGGAUUUUGGGUUAUAUAUUUGUGGUAGUAGGGUAGAGGCCUGAGGGCACACACUUAAUAUGUUGAUAUCGGUUAUGAAUGUAGUAUUGUAAUGUUUUUUUUAAAUGUAUAACUGCCUUAGUUUUGCUGGACCCCAGGAAGAGUAGCUGCUGCCUUGGCAGGAACUAAUGGGGAUCCAUAACAAAUACUACUAACACUGGAGAGUAGGACUGCUUAGUUUGACUCUAACUCAGGACUGAUUUGUAUAACAUCAGGAUUAACUAAGAAGUUUCUCACAUCACCCUGUGUAGCUCUAGAGGUGGCCGAGGGGAGUGUUCUGAGGCCUUUUGACACCCGCUCCUUCAUCACGAGGAGGCCUGAGCUGGGGGAGGAGGUGCUUCCUGUCAGGAGCAGACUGGGACAACUGGACAAGGUGAUGGUGGUUAAGAUAACUAUUGGAUCCAUUUUGGAGAAAAAAAAUGUUUGCAUGAAAAUACAUGUAGACUGAAGUUGACUCCUAAAAGUCUAAGCUGUUGGGGGGGGGGGGGGGGGGGGGGGGGUUCUAUACGCUGACAUAGGGAAUUGUUUUAAGAUGGUCAUACCAUGGAUCGUGUAGCUAUUUGAUUUAGAAUUUUAGGACCCCUUUAGGUAUAAAUUGUUUUUAUUAUUUGAUAAAUUAUAGAAUUUGGCCUUUCCAACUAUAGCCCAGAGAAGUGCAUUGAAUAACAAAACAGACCGUCAAACAAUAAAUCAUCAAGGUUUUGAAGUGUCUGUUCUAUAUCUAGGACAAGGGUAUUCAACUCUGACCCUACGAGGCCCGAAGCCUGCUGGUUUUCUGUUCUACCUGAUAAUUAAUUGCAGACACCUGGUGUCCCAGGUCUAAAUCAGUCCCUGAUUAGAGGGGGAAAAUGUAAACCGCAGUGGACCUGACUUCGAUGUCCAGAGUUGUGUUUGAGGGAUCUCAAAACAUCUUCAAUUUCAUUUCUUUAAACCGGUACCAGGUUACCUUCAGACGAGUCCUUCGUGUUCGUGAGUCAUCUUUCCGUAGAGGGGUCAUAUUAGUUUUGUUGGUCAAACCGUUUUGGUGAGAAGACCGAUUUUCGUGUUGUCUCCUGGUCUGACAAAGUGCUGUAGCUCUGCUGCUUUCCACCGCAGAUGGAAGGCCGACAUCGGCAGAUGGAUUGAGACGCAUGCAGAUACACGUAACCACUCUAUUGUGAACUCAGAGAGUAACAACCGCAUUUAAAGUCAUUGAGUAUAACACAAUCCAAUGUAAUAUCUUAUUUCCAUUGUGGUCCUGUUAGGUGCCUAUGACGAGUAGGCUGGGGUUAGAGGAGGUUGCACCUCCUAUGAGGAGUGGACUGGAGGAGGUGGCACCUCCUAUGAGGAGUAGACUGGGACUGGAGGAAGUGGAACCUCCUAUGAGGAGUAGACAGGAGGAGACUAUAGUGCCUAUGAGGAGCAGGCUGGGAGCCAUGGUCAAGGAGGAGAUCCAGCCAGCUACUCCACGCAUGGUGCAGCCAGCCAGGUAUAUCAUACUGACUACCCUCUUCAUGACUCAUACUGACUACCCUCUUUAUGACUCAUACUGACUACCCUCUUCAUGACUCAUACUGACUACCCUCUUUAUGACUCAUACUGACUACCCUCUUCAUGACUCUUACUGACUACCCUCUUUAUGAGUCAUACUGACCGUUGUUGCAGCAGCAGGGAUCCAGCAUGGCUCUCUGGAAACAAGCUAAGAUGGCCCCAUAAUAACCACACACCUAAACUAGGCUGGAAGUGAACAAAACUGUCAUAAUGCGUUUGUGUGUCUAUAUGUCUCCCUCCCUCCUCCCUCACCCCUCUCCCUUCUUCUUCCUCCUCCCUCCCUCCCCCCUCUCCCUUCUUCCUCCUUCCUCCCCCCUCUCCCUUCUCCCUCCUUCCUCCCCCUUCUCCCUCCUAGCAGUGAGAAGGCUGAAGCCGUGGGGUCAGCCAGUCCUAAGUUCAUUGUGACCCUGGAUGGGGUUCCUAGCCCCCUGGGUAACCUAGGAGACUGUGACAUGGAGGCAGAUGACAGUUAUCCUAAACCAGCCAAGACCCCCAUGCCUGACCCCUCCAUCCACCUCAGAACAAAACCCAAACUCAGCAUCCACCACAGACUGCAGGGGGAACCACAAUACCCUGACGGUAAGGGAUUUAUUUAUUCACUGAUUUAUUGGUAAAACGGUUAUAAAUAAAAUGCAAUAUUUCGCUUCUAUUAUUAGCAUUAGGGUGUAAGCUUCGAUACUCGGGUAUUACGAUUGCGAAGGCUUUUUCAAUGGUUAAGCACUUGCACCUGUCAGCACUUGAUGCAUCCUUUUAUUACUAGUGAAUAAUCAUAAUGGUCCACACCAGAUGUUGUUGAGAUGUUCUGAUUGGCUGUCUCUGUAUAACAGAUUAGGAUACCACAGCAGUCAGCCACCAUAACACACUUUCUGUCAACAACAAUGCAGCUCCGCUGGACCCGUUUUCUGGUCUAGUCUGUGAGCCGACUGUGGAUGUUCACCAGUCACUACUGUCAGUGGCAGCGAAAACAAACUACAAGAAAUCUGUAUUUUCUCAAUUGAAAAGAGGUUCUAGGCGAGGUAAAGAGACUUUAGGAUGUUCUCGCCAGCCAGCUUUGACACUGUGUGCUGGAAAGGGUACCAGUCAACGUUUUCGUUUGGAAUGCUUUUUGUAAGAAACACCCCGGAGACGCGGAGAGCUGGGUUGGAUACCUCACUACAGUCGUUUCUGAUCUGGACAGCAAGCCUUCAUCUAAACUCUGUCAUCCCUCUUUCAUUGUCCAUCUUCGGGUUUCAGAAGCAGGGAUGGAGACGGAGGAGGCGGGUCCUGUGAAGAGACGGAAGGUUCUGGAGCGGUGCAAGUUCUGGCCUGUCUGUAAGAGUGGAGACGACUGUGUCUACCUUCACCCUACUACACAGUGCAAGUAGGAACAACCCUGACGUACUUUAGUCUCUAGGAUGUUGAAUAAAGACCCGUUAGGCCCUCGACGAAUUGAAAAUCAAAAUGACGUCUACAUUUUUUAGUUGGUUUUGUGGAAUUGUGUAGUUUUUUUUUAAAACCCUAAAGCUACAUAGAUUCAUUGAUGUUUUUAUUGACUUGACUAAUAUGUUGUUCCCUCCUCUGUCCCCCCCCCUCUCUGUGUCUAGAACCUUUCCCCAGCUGUAAGUUUGGGGACAAAUGCCUGUUUGUCCAUCCUAACUGUAAGUUUGACGGCAAGUGUUCCAAACCAGACUGCCCCUUCACUCACGUCAGCCGCAGAGGACCCGCCCCCUACACCCCCCCAGUCAGACCAGGUACAGACACACCCCUUUAAGCCCCUCCCCCAGUAGAUUACAACCUUACGCUGCAUUCAAGUGGGAAAACUCUCUGAAAAUACUACUUGUAAACGGGGAGCAACGACUGGCGUGCAUUCACGUGCUUUGAACCUAUUUUUUUGCCGAUUUUGAACGCCAAUUGGCUAAUGGCAAACAAGCUGGGUCAACCAUAAACUAGAAGUACAGCUAUCAUACUCGUAAUUAAAUUAUAGUGUUAGAAAAACAUAUUUAACGAGAUGUUUACGAACGCAGCAUUAGAUUAGGAUGUUUGUGUACGUUGGUUUGUUAAAUGUGUAAAUAUUACCGGUUGAGAUUUUACCUUUUAUUUCAUGUCUUCUAAGUUGGUCCGGGGCGGCAGGUAGCUUAGUGGUUAAGAGCGUUGUGCCAGUAACCGAAAGGUCGCUGGUUCUAAUCCCCGAAGCCGACUAGGUGAAAAAUCUGUCGACGUGCCCUUGAGCAAGGCACUUGACCCUAAUUGCUCCUGUAUGUCGCUCUGGAUAAGAGCGUCUGCUAAAUGACUAAAAUGUAAACGUCUGUCUGUUUGAUUACAGCUCCUUCACCUCAGUCCAGCAGUGUGUGUCGUUUCUUCCCAGAGUGUAAGAAGAUGGACUGCGCUUUCCACCACCCCAAGGUCAGAGGCCGUGAGGUCGAGAGGAGUUUGUCCUCAAAUAGAGCCGUCGGGGCUGUUUUUGUUGUAUAAAAAUCUUUCACGAGGACACUAUUAAGGAAAUAAUGAAUGGUUGAGUGCUGAUCAAAAAUGUUGCUGUGUAACUUUUUUUAAGAUGAAGACUGUUUUCUGUCUCUGUCAGCCUUGUCGGUUUGGAGGCCAGUGUAAACGUGUUGGCUGCACCUUCUACCACCCCACUGCCUCAGUCCCUCCCAGACACGCCCUCAAGUGGACUAAGGCCCAGAACAGGUAA
Messenger RNA from Coregonus sp. 'balchen', 17025 nucleotides. NCBI's taxonomy places the organism in Eukaryota, Metazoa, Chordata, Actinopteri, Salmoniformes, Salmonidae. The record is from the annotation of a GenBank genome assembly.